This is a messenger RNA of Populus trichocarpa (black cottonwood), 1770 nucleotides long. RefSeq names its product protein WHAT'S THIS FACTOR 9, mitochondrial. Lineage: Eukaryota; Viridiplantae; Streptophyta; Magnoliopsida; Malpighiales; Salicaceae. The transcript has a single exon. Gene Ontology annotation, molecular function: RNA binding. Bases 141 to 1445 code for a protein of 434 amino acids. The record is from RefSeq and is a predicted model, not a curated record.
UCUUGUCAAUGCAUAUAAGUUUAAAGAUUACUGUUUUCUUCUCUGGAAACCAUCACUCACUAAACAAACAAUCCUUCACCACUCCCGCUUCCCCAACACUUUGAACACAGCAGCAUCAAUUCCAUUUUCUUCCAUGAGAGAUGAUGAUGUCUCUCUACAGCACCAAACUCCCACACCAACUCAACCAAGCCAGGACCUUCAUAGCUGCCAGGAUCAAAUGGGCCUGUGACCCUUACCUAGACACAGCUGUUUCCAAAGAAAAAGACUUGAAACAAGUCAUUUCUAUCAAGAACCAACUAAUUUCCUCUCCCUCCAAAUCCCUCCCUCUUUCCUCUCUUUCCCUUCUAAAACCCUACUUCAACAUCUCCACUACAGCCCUCAAUUUCUUCCAUAAGUACUCCACAGUUUUCUCUCAAUUCCAGCCCUCCCCUUCCCUGCCCUUCCACAUCAAACUCACCCCUCAAGCUAUCUCACUUCACAAGGAGGAGCAACUCAUUCUAAAGUCACAACCUUUACGUGAUGACACCAUAAAAAGGUUAGCUAAACUCUUAAUGCUUUCCGGGGCAAAAAGAUUGCCUUUGCAUAUUGUUGAUAGGUUCAAGUAUGAUUUGGGUUUGCCUCAUGAUUAUAUUACUGCCCUUUUAUCAGAUUAUCCUGAAUAUUUCAAUGUCUGCGAGGAUAAAGAUUGUUUAACUAAUAAAGACACGUUCUUUUUAGAGCUGGUUUCUUGGAAAGAUGAGUUAGCUGUGUCUGAAAUGGAGAAAAGAGUGUCACUUGAGGAUUUGAGGAAUGUUAAGAGAGGGGAGAGAAUUGGGUUUCCUUUAAAUUUCCCAAAUGGGUUUGAUUUAAAGAAGAAAGUGAGAGAUUGGGUUUUCGAAUGGCAAGGUUUGCCAUACAUAUCGCCCUAUGAAAAUGCUUUUCAUUUGAAUCCCAAUGGGGAUCAAGCUGAGAAGUGGACUGUCACGGUUUUACAUGAGUUGUUGUGGUUGUUAGUGUCAAAGAAGACGGAGAAAGAGAAUGUGCUUCAAUUGGGGGAUUAUUUGGGGUUUGGGAACAGGUUUAAUAAGGCUUUGGUGCAUCAUCCAGGGAUUUUUUAUGUUUCCAAUAAGAUUAGGACACAGACUGUGGUGCUUAGAGAGGCUUAUAGGAAGGGCUUCUUAAUGCAUAAGCAUCUUCUAAUGGGAAUGAGGUUUAGGUAUAUUCGUCUUAUGAGUAAAGCUAAGAAGAAGAGAAGAAAAUCAGUUGGUGGUGUUUCACAUUCUCAAUUGCAAAGGCAGGUUUCAUCUACCAAAAAAGGGAUAGAAAGAAAAGCUAAAUAUAAAAGCAGGGAGGAAGAAGAAGAGAGAUCAAAUGACUCUUUAGAAUCUGAAUUUGAGGAUGUGGGGUCUUCAGACUCCAACCUUGAGGAUGCGAAUAGUGAUGGGACGAUGAAGAUGAAGAUGUGAAUUGGUGCAAUGAGAAUUGGUGUCUCACAAACAAGGAAGCAAGAGCUCGCCAUCAAGAUAUUGAAAUGAUUCCUUGAAAGUGCCUUGUCGAUUGCUACAUUUGUUGGAGAAAAUUCUAGGAAACAAGAAUCUGGCAAGGGCAUUGUCCAAUAAGGCAAAACCUUUGGACCUGAUAACAAUAGGAAGAUUAUUGGUGAUAUCAGUGGUUGGAAUCUGGUCGGUUGCUUACAGCUUAUUGGGGGUUGGUUCCCUUCUUGUGUUUCUAAUUGUUUUGAUUUUGCUCAUAUAUGCAACAGCACUACCUUGUAAAUAUUUUUCUGUUUUA